This is a messenger RNA of Polyodon spathula (Mississippi paddlefish), 1186 nucleotides long. Its product is annotated as protein LBH-like. The coding region runs from base 323 to 652 and encodes 109 amino acids. The transcript has 4 exons. The record is from RefSeq and is a predicted model, not a curated record. Lineage: Eukaryota; Metazoa; Chordata; Actinopteri; Acipenseriformes; Polyodontidae.
AAUAUCCUUUAGCCGAGUGAUGUCAUGCUUCCACCCAACGCGGAAGGUGAUGUGUGUGUGAUUCGUUACUCUCUUUAUCUCGUCUCGGUCAGGUGGGUAGAUUAGAUCGCUACAGCACCUCCUGCAGCGCUCUGCAUCUGCCAGUUCCUCGCGCUGUGAAUGGACACAUCGCUAUCUCUCUGCGCACUGUCUGCAACGGUGGCAAAACCGACCAAAACAAAACAGCAAUUCUAUUGGUGGAAAACGUCCAGCACCCAAACUCCCUUUACGGAUUAUCAUCAGAAAUCGGAACCAGAAGCAGAAGCCAAACGUUUCUAAAAGGAUGACGGAGGUAAUAAAGACCUGUGACCCUGUGAUUCAGGAUUUCAAUGUGGGAGCCACACCAGAGGAGCAAGGGCUUGGCUGUCAGGUCUUCCCAGAAUCCCACAAGAGGUAUCCGAAGUUGUCCAGAAGAUUGCCGUCAGUAGUAGUGGAGCCCUCAGAGACUGGAGAGGUUGAGAGUGGAGAGCUACGCUGGCCCCCUGAUGAAAACAAAACCACUGCAGACCAGCCCUGUCAGAGUGAACUCAACUCAGCCACGAGAGCAGAUUCUGCGGUAGAACCAUCUCAAGAUUCAGAAGACAGCACAGCAGUGCACAGUGACUCUGUCUAAAGCCCCUUGUGACCACGACUAGAUUGUCACUGUGAAUGUCUAUCCACAUACUGGAGCAACACAGCAAACUGACUGCUAGACUUGACAGGCCCUGUUUCUGGAUUAAGGGACCCCUAACACUUCUUGGGUCGACAGUGUUCAGUAAACUGUCUUAAAUAGCUCACGUGUACCACAGUGUGGUGGUAGGAACUGUACUUUGUAGUUCUGUUUAGUUCACUUGCUUAGCUAGCUUUCUCCAUCGUAUUCGAUGAGCUUUAUUACUGAUGAUUAUUCUUCACUCACAAUCUUUUUUCAUUAUUAUUUUAAACAGGUUUUAGUAUAAAAAAGUGAGAACUAAAUCCCUCAUUUGCUUGGCUCUGUACUUUAUUUCAUUCACUGCAAUGAAUUGAUUUCAGUAAUUAUAAACCUGCAAGCAUUGUGUCAUUUAGCAAAACAAGUAGAUUUGCUAUUAAAUUAUUAAAAUUGAGUUUGGAAUAUGAUUCUGUACCGUAAACAGUGUAAAGGAAACUGACAGAACAAAAAAAUAAUAAUAAU